Fusarium fujikuroi IMI 58289 is the source of this 1557-nucleotide messenger RNA. RefSeq names its product probable pyruvate kinase. Gene Ontology annotation, biological process: glycolytic process. Gene Ontology annotation, cellular component: cytoplasm. Lineage: Eukaryota; Fungi; Ascomycota; Sordariomycetes; Hypocreales; Nectriaceae. The transcript has 3 exons. The record is from RefSeq and is a predicted model, not a curated record. Gene Ontology annotation, molecular function: pyruvate kinase activity; potassium ion binding; magnesium ion binding. Bases 1 to 1557 code for a protein of 518 amino acids.
AUGGCUCAGAAACCCUCACACAAGCAUUCCAAAAGCGUCAUGGCUGCUACCGCUCAGGACCACCUCGAGUUCGGAGGCAAGAUCUCAUGGCUUGCCUCCCUCGACACUGCCUUCCGACCUCAGCGCAACUACCGCCGCUCCUCCAUCAUCUGCACCAUUGGCCCCAAGACCAACUCUGUUGAGGCCAUCAACAAGCUCCGAGAUUCCGGUCUUAACGUUGUCCGCAUGAACUUCUCCCACGGAUCAUACGAGUACCACAAGUCUGUCAUUGAUAACGCUCGUGAGUCCGAGGCUACCCACGCUGGUCGCAAUGUUGCCAUUGCUCUUGACACCAAGGGCCCCGAGAUCCGAACGGGUAACACUCCCAACGAUGAGGAUAUUCCCAUCAGUGCUGGCCACGAGAUGAACAUCACCACCGACGAUUCUUAUGCCACUGCCUGUGACGACAAGAACAUGUACGUCGACUACAAGAACAUCACCAGUGUCAUCGAGCCCGGCCGUGUCAUCUACGUCGACGACGGUGUUCUCGCUUUCGACGUCCUCGAGAUCAAGGACGAGAAGACUAUCCGAGUCAAGGCCCGCAACAACGGUGCUAUCUGCUCCAAGAAGGGUGUCAACCUGCCAAACACUGAUGUUGAUCUUCCCGCUCUUUCCGAGAAGGACAAGGCCGAUCUCAAGUUCGGUGUCGAGAACAAUGUCGACAUGGUUUUCGCCUCCUUCAUCCGCCGCGCUCAGGAUAUCCAUGACAUCCGUGAGGUUCUCGGCGAGAAGGGCAAGCACAUUCAGGUCAUCUCCAAGAUUGAGAACCGACAGGGUCUCAACAACUUCAAGGAGAUCCUCGAGGCCACCGAUGGUGUCAUGGUUGCCCGUGGUGAUCUCGGUAUCGAGAUUCCCGCUGCUGAGGUGUUUGCUGCCCAGAAGAAGCUCAUUGCCAUGUGCAACCUCGCUGGCAAGCCCGUCAUCUGCGCUACUCAGAUGCUCGAGUCCAUGAUCAAGAACCCCCGCCCACCCACAGCCAAGGGUAGCUACCCCUCUGAGGCUGUCAAGGAGAUGCACGAGACCUGCCUCAAGGCCGAGAACACAAUCCCCUACGUCUCUCACUUCGAGGAGAUGUGCACUCUCGUCAAGCGACCCGUCUCCACUGUCGAGUCUUGCGCCAUGGCUGCUGUCCGCGCUUCCCUCGAUCUCGGUGCUGGCGGUAUCAUUGUCCUCUCCACCUCCGGAGAGUCGGCCCGCAUGCUGUCCAAGUACCGACCCGUGUGCCCCAUCUUCAUGGUCACUCGAAGCCCCACAACAUCUCGAUUCGCCCAUCUGUACCGUGGCGUGUACCCCUUCCUGUUCCCCGAGACCAAGCCCGACUUCACCCAGGUUAACUGGCAGGAGGAUGUCGAUCGCCGAAUCAAGUGGGCCGUCAACAACGCUCUCCAGCUCAACGUCCUCACCCCCGGUGACACCGUUGUCGUUGUCCAGGGCUGGAAGGGCGGCAUGGGUAACACCAACACCCUCCGAAUCGUCAAGGCUGACCCCGAGCACCUCGGCAUUGGUCAGCUUCAGUAA